UCUAAGCUCAGCAUAGCUGUCGCGAGUUUGGCGUUUAAGUUGGCGUUCGCGUUCAUGAACACAGUGUCUGUCUGUUGGCACGCGCACCCUGCAAGUGUAUCAAGUGCGUGUCCCGAAAGGGAAAUCUUAGACGAUAAGACUCGUCAUCCGUCGGUCACCCGUCGGUGCGCUCGUUGGUGUCCACGUGCUGAGAAGAUCCGUGGUGCUAUUCUGGAAGCUACAGACCCGUGUCCGUAGGCUAUUAGAAGUGUUGUUUCGGUGACCGGAAUUUCAGUGAAUCGUGCAAAAGAAUAGAAGGCAACGUCAGUGUGGUCUCCGUACCGGAAGUGCAACCCUCGGUGGACCAAUCCCCGCAACUGUUUCCAAAUUAUAGAUUGAACACUACUGUACUGAGACAGAUAUAGCUUUGGACCGCGUCGAUUCGUUCCGAAUCCGGCGGAGAUGGCCUUGUUUAGGGCCUACUACUAUUUUGUGCUACUGUUGCUCUACUUCGGGGCCUUGGUCCAGAGUGGGGCACCGGUGCGGCCCGGUACGGGCAAUCCCUCGCCGCGCCUUCCGCGAACCAGUGCCAGCCAGCUGUCAGCGCAGAACAACAACAGCACCGGAAUGCGUAAUUUGACCGCCAAGAACCUUACCGCCCAGCAGGGAGGACGUGGGAACUAUAGAUCAAGGGAGCAACAGCUGCUGAAUGUGUUCGAAGUAGUGGUAUCGACGCUGGAGGGCAAACUCCAGCGGAUAGACAACCUGGACAAGGCGGUGGAGCAUCUGAUGCGACGGGUGGAAUCCCUGGACAGUAAGGUUGCGGACAAUAUUCACAAAACCGAUUCAGUCAUCUCCAAGCUGCUGAUGCUGGACAAUAAGCUGACCGGCGAUGGCGACAGGACUAACAUUGUCAGGACGGCCAAGUCCACCAACAGCCUGGACAGCCGACUGGUUUCGUUGGACCAGAAGGUCAGCGAUAUCGAUAACAAGCUGAAUGGGCUGAAGAAUCAGAUUGACAGUAAUUUCUUACCGUUGGAUGACAUCAACGCCGAAGCCAGUGAGCGGAAAACUGUCAGCAUGAAUGUGGCAGAGAUCACGAAGGCAAUGCAUUCAGAAGUGAUGGGACACAUUACCAAGGAACUGGGCCAGCUUCGGUCCAUCCAGGAAGGUAUCGAUAAGAAGCUACAGUUCCACAUCAACAUUGUGUCGGAGAAUUUAGGCAAGACGAUCAAUUUGCUAAACGAAGUUCACGAUGCCGUGGUUGAUCAUAAUAUCAACUUCAACUACAGUUCAACGUCCACGAUACCACCGUACGUAAAGGCCAGCAAGAUCGACAUUCUGGUGAAACAGAUCCGACCGAUCAUGUCCGUGUCGGAAAAAAUGGACGAAGUAUGGGAUGUUGUUGUGGGUACGAAGAGUUCCGUUGAUGAUUUGGUGCCCAAAUCGGAUGCACUGCUUACACAGAACCAACGGCAGGAGCGUGCUAUCGGAGAAAUCCAUCACGAUCUGAAAACCAAAACAAAUUUGAUCAUCAACAACUUGGAUAUGGUGGAGAAGCGACUCAAGAAGCAGGAAGAUGAUGUGGCGGUUUUGGCUCAACGUCCCGUUCCUGCGGAGCUACUGUUGGACCCAACGAUUGAUCGACUCGUUGAAUACGACCCAAACAGGUACUCAAUCGUUGAAGACUUCACGGAAGCACUGCCAACGACGACCUACCCAACGGCCUCCUCUUCCUCGACGACGAGCACCAGUAGCACCAGCACUAGUACCACUGCUAGCAAUGCGAAUCUCACCAGCACCACUUCGGCUUCCGCACAGACGGUGCAAGCAGGAGGCAAGAACAUGUCCCGCAAAGGUGGUAUCAUCUUCCCCAGUGUGAAGAACAAGCCUUCCGUGCUGAACAACACCUUUGCCAGCGAUAGCCUGCUCUUCAAGGAUAUUAAAGGAUUCUCCUGCGCCGACCUGAUGAAUGCCGGCAUGCGCCAGUCCGGAGUGUACUAUCUGCAGAUCCGUGGCACGACCUAUUGGUUCCUGAAGGUCUUCUGCGAGCAGGAAAUUGCCGACGGUGGAUGGACUGUUAUUCAACGACGCGAUGACUUUGGAGAACCACGGGAAAACUUCAACCGCGACUGGGCCGACUACAAGAAUGGCUUCGGCGAUCCGGCAAAGGAAUUCUGGCUCGGAAACGAAAAUAUCUACAUGCUGACGAACAAUGAGGACUACUCGCUCCGGGUCGAGCUGGAAGAUUUCGAAGGAAACAAGAGGUACGCACAAUACUCCCAUUUCAAGAUCCAUUCCGAGCAAGACUACUACAAACUGGAAAUCGAUGGCUACGAAGGCAACGCCGGUGACUCGCUGAACGAUCCAUGGUACGGUUCGAACAACAGUCCUUUCUCGACGUACAACCGGGACAACGAUCGGAGCUCGCUGAACUGCGCCAGCAUGCUUAAGGGCGGCUGGUGGUGGAAGUCAUGCGGUCGAGGCCUGAACGGUCUCUACCUGCACGAUCCCCAGGAUCUGACCGCUCGGCAGGGUAUCGUUUGGUUCCGCUGGAGAGGCUGGGAUUAUACGCUCAAGAAGGCCACCAUGAUGAUCAAACCCCGAGGACCGCAGGCAGCAGCACAACAGCAGAUCGCGUCGGCGGCGACGACGUAAUAGUAGAGUGUGCAAUGGCUGUCUUCCAUCGGUUCUUUCGCGCAAACUCAAGUUUUUGUACAAAUCCUUUUUUUGUUUUCAUUGUUUUUUUUUAUUAUUGUUUCACACAACCAUUCCAAAAUUCCGAUAACGAAAGAAAGGUAACACGCAUACGCAUACACACAUACAUACAUACAAACACAGGGAACAUCCCCAUA
Molecule: messenger RNA, 2834 nt
Organism: Ochlerotatus camptorhynchus
Lineage: Eukaryota; Metazoa; Arthropoda; Insecta; Diptera; Culicidae
Product: angiopoietin-2
Exons: 8
Coding region: 442-2637 (731 amino acids)
Source: RefSeq, a predicted model, not a curated record